AUGCAGGACAAAAGUGAGAAUUCCAAUGGGGAAAACAACCUGCUUGAUAGCAGCCUUCUUGCAAAUGACCUUUCCACAGAAGAAAUCUCUUUAUUUCAGCUAAAAUACUCACAGGAAACAUUAUUAUCAGAAAAAACAGCGGCAAAAAGCGCUUUUUCACUCAUAAAUACAAUUAACUAUGACGAAGAUAUCCGACUCCCGCUUUCUGCCUACAGAAGGCCGCUUCCUUCCUUAUGGAGCUUAACAUAUCUUCUUUCAGACAAUACAAACAUAUAUGUAAUCUUCACACCAAACGAAACUAUGAUCUGGAGUUCAGAAACUGAUCGAGAAACUGCAAGAUUCAAACUUGGAUGCGUAGAAAGGAACAAAGCAGUUCUAAUAGACUGUGAUUCUGAUCUUUCUCUUGUUGCUUACACUCAAAAAUCUGGAAUUGUUCUUGUUUCAAAUGUUUUUGACCCUGAAAUUUUUACAUUUCCAGCUGAAACACAAGUUACAAGCCUUUGCGCACUAGAUCGUAAUAAAGUACUAAUCAUAUAUAGCAAUAGAACCGUCUCAAUCUUUGAUGCGGAAAAAAGAAUUUUCGAAAAUAUUAAUUAUCCGUUUUACCAGCGAUUAAACUUCUUCAGAAACCCCAUUAUCAACGAAAGCAUCAUAUUGGUCAACGGCCAUGAUAAAUUAUACGGUGUUUUGAGUGGCUAUUUGACUGUUUUUGAUUUAGAGUAUCAACCAGUCAAAACCAUUUCAAUUCCAUCAGGCAGACCUGUUUCUGCGACCAUGUUUGAUGAUACCAUAUACUUAACUAAUGACAGACGCCAAGUUAUUCGUAUAUUAAACGUAAAUUCAGAAGAAUCUCAAGUAACUACACAAGAACUUGAUGAAUCAAUCGACCUAACUCAUAUAACAGCCAUUUCUAAUACUGCCUGCAUUGUUUGCUCAAGUUGGUCCGCUCAUUUGAUUUCAUUUUCCGAAUUUGUUCUUUCAUUACGUUGUUCUGACACAUUUGACAACUUCAUUAUUGGUAUUUAUGGCUCCCAGGACACAUUGCGCGUCCUUACGACCUCAGGAGGACUUUCCAGAUUAUUUAUUGCAAAUCCAGAGAACUCAAUCCCACUUUUGGAACUUCUCCGUUCUGUUUUGAGACAAUUCAUACACGGACAAAACGUUUUCAACGUUCUUCGUAAUCAUAACAUUUCUCUUGAAGUUUUCAACGAAUUGGACACUCAAUUUGCCGAAACAAACAUCACACUGAUCAAGGAAAGACUCGCAGUACACAGAGAAUUGUAUAGAUUGGCCGGCCAAUACUUCGGAAAAUUUGAUACAUCUUUCUUCUCAUCGAAUCACUUCAAGAUGUCCAUAUUUGAAUCAGCAUUGAACGAUGAUUUCGGAGAACUCUCAGAUUUAAUCAGAUCUGCUGCACAAACUUCAGAUAUUUCAUCUUUAUUCAACUUUUUCGCAGGAAACCCACAAAAGUUCGCUCCUUCCUUCCUCAGAAUCCUCGAGAGAUCCAUGGAUUCUAUGGAACAUGCCGGAUUCGAGACUCAUCAGAAACAUAAUUUCGUAGCAGAGACAGCGAGCUUCGAAGCUGCUUUGAUAGCAUGCCUACAGUUUUGCGAUGUCAGGAGCGACACUUUCUGCGGCCUAGUUCGUAUCUAUGCUUUAACGCAACCAUCAUCUCAAAUUCAGAUUAUGAGGUUGUUCGAAGUAAGAAGCGCUGAUGCGGAGAGAAUUGCUAUAGAGGCAGAAUGCUACACUGCAAUUGCAGAAAUGUCCCACAGAGAUUGCGAUUACAACAGAUUUGACAGAUGCUACCAGAAGCAUGGCGAUAAAUGCGUAAAGAGUUUAAUCUCCUACUACGCGGACCGCGAAGUACCAUACGUUUCGGAUCUUCUCGAAGUUGGUAAAUUCCAUGGCUUCAGAAAGAGUGUCCAGGAAAGCUUAUCGUUCGAUGAAAGCGCCUUGGCCUUCCAUUACAUACAGGAAUCCGGCGCCGAUUUUGUUAAAUCCGCGAAUUUAUUUUAUGAAUAUGUCAGAGCGAACAAGAACGAGCUCUCUGUCAGUCAGGCAGCUUCUUUACUUGCUAUUGCCAAUCUCUGCGUGAUUGCAACAGAAAGAAAAGACGUUGCUCCACUCAGAAGAAAGAUUGAAAAUCGCUUGACACUUUUGGAACUUCAAAAAGUCCGAGGAUUAGGAGCUUUAGAUAUUCUGGACUCAAACGAUUUAGUCAAGCACUUCAUGAAGAUGGGAGAACAAGGAACAACCUUGUCUGUCAUUGCUGCAACAUUUGAUGACAGAAAUGACGACGAAAAUGGGCAAUUGUACAUUGACGCCAUAAUGAUGGAUGCAAACAUCGGAGAAAAGAACCUCACACAGCUAUUAGAAGCAACUGGUGCUGCUGCUGUUUUGCCAAAGACAUUGAAAGCAAAUUUGGAGAAAAAGAUUAAGGAUGUCGCCCUCAAAACUACCAUCUCCAACGCUUUCACUGUUGCCCACAAAAAUAUUGUUAACUCAACUAAUUAA
This is a messenger RNA of Trichomonas vaginalis G3, 2517 nucleotides long. RefSeq names its product WD40 repeat-like family. Gene Ontology annotation, molecular function: protein binding. The record is from RefSeq and is a predicted model, not a curated record. Bases 1 to 2517 code for a protein of 838 amino acids. Lineage: Eukaryota; Parabasalia; Trichomonadida; Trichomonadidae. The transcript has a single exon.